Molecule: messenger RNA, 3094 nt
Organism: Cinclus cinclus
Lineage: Eukaryota; Metazoa; Chordata; Aves; Passeriformes; Cinclidae
Gene: MOB2
Product: MOB kinase activator 2
Exons: 5
Coding region: 117-824 (235 amino acids)
Biological process (GO): positive regulation of protein phosphorylation; signal transduction
Cellular component (GO): nucleus; cytoplasm
Molecular function (GO): protein kinase activator activity
Source: RefSeq, a predicted model, not a curated record
CGGACACAGCGGCCGAGGGAGGAGCUCCGAGCGCCCAGCGGCCCCGGCCCCCAUGAGCGGGCGGUGAGCGGCGAGUCGGCGGCCGCGGGAGCUUCCCGGCGCGGCGGGACCCAGCCAUGGACUGGCUCAUGGGGAAGUCCAAGGGAAAGCCAAAUGGUAAAAAGCCAGCACCGGAAGAGAAGAAACUUUACCUAGAGCCAGAAUACACAAAAUCCAGAAUUACUGACUUCGAAUUUAAGGAGCUAGUGAUGUUACCACGGGAAAUAGACCUCAACGAGUGGCUUGCCAGCAACACAACAACUUUCUUUCAUCACAUCAACUUGCAGUAUAGUACAAUCUCAGAAUUCUGUACAGGAGAGUCAUGUCAGACCAUGGCAGUGUGCAAUACACAGUACUACUGGUAUGAUGAGCGGGGAAAGAAGAUCAAGUGCACUGCUCCUCAGUACGUUGACUUUGUCAUGAGUUCGGUGCAGAAGCUAGUGACAGAUGAGGAUGUCUUUCCAACAAAAUACGGCAAGGAAUUCCCAAACUCAUUUGAGUCCCUAGUGAAGAAGAUCUGCAAGUACCUGUUCCAUGUGCUGGCCCAUAUCUACUCCUCACACUUUAAGGAGACUUUGGCACUGGAGCUGCACGGACAUUUAAACACACUCUACACACACUUUAUCCUAUUCAUCAGGGAGUUCAACCUCGUGGACCCUAAAGAGACCACCAUCAUGGAUGACCUCACUGAGGUCCUCUGCAGCAGCAGCGGGAGCAGCAGUAACGGGAGCGGCAACGGGAGCAGCAACAGCGCAGGAGCACAGAACCACGUGAAAGAGAGAUGAGCCCUCCUCCUGGACCCAAACUAACAUUAUAAACAAUAUAAUCUAUUGUGUGUGUGUGUAUGUAUAUGUUCAGAUAUACAUACGGCAUAUGCAGCGAUGAAAGCUGACCGCAGAGAUGCUGCCACGCAGGACGCGCAGUCGUUCGGGGCUGUACGGAGCUUUGGGUUAAUGCGCCAGCCGGCGAGAAGUUGCACCAAUUUUAUUUUAUUUUAUUUUCUGUCCACUCCUCCUUUUACCUAUUCAGAUGGAUGACGAGUGCUGUUUUUAGAGAAGAGCCAACCUUGAGAGUGGGGCCACUCUUGGUUGUUUUGGUUGGUUUUUAUUUUUGAUUGGUUAUUUUUCCCCCCCUUUUGUUUGGUUGGUUGGUUGGUUGGUUUUCUGUUUUCUUUCUUUGGUCUUGAGUGCAAGCCCUUUGGUCUUUCUAGGAUGGUGGUCCUGCCAUUUAAAAAGUAUCUAUUAUAUUAUAAGAAGUAACUUUUACUUUGAAGUGGCUUAAAACGUGGGUUUGUUUGGGUUUGUUUUUUUUUGGGGGGGUGGGGGUAGUUUUUUUGGUUUGGUUUUACAUAGACUGCCCCUUACCCUGCCAGAACCUCCCCCACUGAGUGCAUCUUGCCCUUUUGUUAGCUUGGAAUGGGAAGAAACUCCUGGCUUAACUAGAGUACCAACUCGAGGCUUGCUACGUGUUGAAAGUGGGCAAGAUUCUCCAGUUGUCCCAUCUACUCGGUCACAAGGUGUGAACGUGCAAGAGGAUCCACAAACCUUUCUGCUUAUUGCUCCUACAACAUAUAUACUUUUUUCUCUGCUCCCCUGCCUCUUCUUUUCCCAGGCACACCUGCACAGGUACCAGGAGUAGGAUCACUGCAGUCCAAAACCAUGUGCAGGAGUCACCACCGUUUGCUUUCCCUUGCCCAGAGGCCCGGGGAGGAGGGGAGAAGGGUAUAUCGAGUCAGUCACUGCCUGUGCUAGAAAGAUGGCUGUUGGCAUAAAAUUAUAUUGUUGGCUUAUUUUAGUUCAUCUGUUCUAUAAUAAUAAAAACAAAUCUAUCAGCCACAAGCUUCAUUUUCAUGUGUGCAGCGUCAGAAGUAACCAGACCACACCCCUAGAGCCUCCCUUCCACCACUGGAUGCUGCUGGCCCUGCUGGCAGCCAGCUCUAUAAAUAAUGGGUUGUUUUCCACCCUGUGAUCUUACUUUUAUAAUUAACUCCUUGCUUUUCCCAGUAGCCCUAGGAACAUCCUCCCCAGGGAAUAUGAAGAUAACCACCAUUUGGAGAGGGGCAGGUUUCCUGUUUGUGCACACAUCCAUUCUGCAAAUGCAGUGGGUUCCCGGGUAACUUGAAGCCAAUACCGUACCACAGCAUCUCUGGAUACAGUAUUAUAUCAGUACUGUAUCUGGACAGUCAUAUUCCUUUCUUUCCUUCAAGUUUCCACUGAAUUCUUGCAGUCAUUGUUUUCGGUUGGGGAAAUGCCAGAUUUUGCUUGCUCUUGUUCUUCUGUCAAAGCUGUGACAAUUGUUUACUACUGGUUUUGGUCAUUACCUGAGGCCUGUGAAUGCUUAAUAACUGAGCUGGCAUAAAUCUGAGAAGGUUUUCCAGAGUGAAGUCCAUACCUGUAGUAAAAGGCAGUAGAGAAGAGGAAGGUAGAACAAGUGCAAAGAAAAAAAGUGAAGGAAAAGCACAACCAUGGGGUGAAAAGCAAGAAAGAACAAAAAAAAAAAAAAAAAAAAAACCACCAGCAAGAAAAAAGCUUGUGAAGAAGAGUGCAAUAGCAACAAUCAAAAAUGGCAAGUGUGCAAGUGAGAAAAAGAAUAAAUCAUAAAACUGACAAAAAAACCAGAAGGGCAAAAAGGCAUGAGCACAGGAAAAGGGAAGAGGAGGAGUGAGGGCUAGGUGGAAGGAUUGAAAAUAACCUCAAAACUUGUGAUGCCUUUAUUGUUUUUUUCUGGAUUGUGGAUACUACAGUUUCACUGGCCUGCUCAGGUGAGUUGCUGUUAAUACAAUCAAGUGUUCAAGAGCACUCCUUCCCCACCCUGUCCUCCUGCUACAGCCUCUAUACCCAGACUAAUACUCCCAAUCAGUCCCCCUGCUGAUAGGAGCCUUUCCAUGACAAUUCCCUGCACUAAAGGCUGCAGGGAAAAGGAGAGGUCAGCAGAAGCAGUUGGAACAGUGGCAUUGGUAAGGCCCCUGUACUGCUUGCCCUGAGAACACAGUAAAGUUCAAGGUAAGAAACUGAGAGCAAGAAACAACCACUCAAACCAAGUGACUAAUUGUAAU